Molecule: messenger RNA, 4155 nt
Organism: Helicoverpa armigera (cotton bollworm)
Lineage: Eukaryota; Metazoa; Arthropoda; Insecta; Lepidoptera; Noctuidae
Product: prostaglandin E2 receptor EP1 subtype
Exons: 7
Coding region: 314-1555 (413 amino acids)
Biological process (GO): inflammatory response; positive regulation of cytosolic calcium ion concentration; adenylate cyclase-activating G protein-coupled receptor signaling pathway
Cellular component (GO): plasma membrane
Molecular function (GO): G protein-coupled receptor activity
Source: RefSeq, a predicted model, not a curated record
CUCGGCUCGCGUAGCCAGCGCGGCGUAGCGCGCAGUAGUGCGCUAGUGUUGCCGGAGUGCGCCCGCGUCCGCGUAGCAGCGUAGCGCUCGCGUAGCCGCAACUACUUUACGUUCAGUGUCGCCUUCUAGUGUUCUAUUGUAAUUAUUACGAGAAGAUAUCCAACUCAAUAUUCUGGAUGUGCAGAUACUCAACUGUAUAAACGUGAGCACCUGAGGGCGAUGAGUCGCGCGACAGAGGCGACAACUCCGACCUGUACCGAACUCAUUCCUUGCGAAACGACUGACGCUCGCACUGACAGCGCGUGACGCCAGCAUGGACCUGUCGUCGAUAUCGCCGCUGCAGCUGCUGCAGAACGCCACGGACAUGCUGAACUCGACCGACGAUGACACGUGGUACCUGGCGGACAGCGCGGCCGAGAUGUGGAGCAUGAACGCCACCAACAGCACGAACAGCACGAGUGCAGUGCCGGCGCGGCCCAUGAGCCGCUCGCUCGGCCUCGUGGUCAAGGUGGUGUACGCCAUCGGCAUCGUCGGCAACGCGUGCGCCAUCAUCGCGCUGCGCCGCGGCGAGCGACGCAUCAGGAACAGGAAGCAUCUGCUGCUGCUCACCUCGCUCGCCGCCAACGACCUGGUCGCGCUCGUGGGCAUGAUGUGCGCGCUGCUGGUGAGCGAGCUGGUGCCGGGCGCGGGCGGCUCGCGCGCCUACUGCGCCGCGCGCGUCGUGCUGCGCGUCUUCGGCAUCGGCUCCGUGUGCAUCGCCGUCACCAUGGCCAUGGAGCGCUACCUCGCGCUCACCAGGCCCUUCCUCUACCAGAAGCAAGUGACGUACUACGUGAUCCGCACGGCGCUGCUGGCGUCGUGGUUCUGGGCGGCGGCGCUGACGUGCGCGCCCAUCCUGGGGCUCGGCCGCUACUACAACGAGCCCGCGCGGGAGUGCGUGCGCUACCGCAACGCCGUCACCCUCAGCGACUUCGCCUACGCCAUCGUCUACGUCGUCUUCGGCACGAUGCUGUGCGUGGUGCUGGUGUACUGCAACCUGGCCGUGAUCCGCGCGCUGUACGCGAUCUCGGCGCCGCGCGGCGGCGGGCCCGUGGUGCGGCGCGUGUCCAAGUCGUCGUGCCGGCAGCGCGCGCGCACCGCGCCCGGCGCGCCCGCGCACCACAACGCCGCCACCGCCGAGGAGGUCGCCUUCAGCCGCCUCAUGGCCACGCUCUCCGUACUCUUCAUGAUCUGCUGGAUGCCGCAGAUGCUGACGUCGGCGCUGCACCUGGGGCUGGGCGCGCGGCCCUGGCUGAAGCCGCUGUCCAUGCUGUCGGACAUGCUGAUGCUGCUCAACUACGUGCUCAACCCCAUCCUGUACGUGCUCAUGCGCCAGCACAAGCGCUGGUCGCUCACCAAGCUGUGCCACUCCAUCGCGCACUGCUUCAAGCGGAGUCACAAAACGUCGACGGAGUCGGUGUCGAUGAAGACGUCGUGCUGCCCGCAGGAGACGGUGAUGGUGAGCGACAGCUCGGGCGCCGAGCUGCGGCCGCUGCGAGCGCCCGUGCUCGACUGACGGCCCGCCCCCGCCCGCUCCCCGCGCGCCCUGCCACCCUCCCGUGCUCUAUGUCAAUACAUUCAUGAGAACAAUCUGCAGUGAUGUGAGAGGAGUCCGUUAUGUCUUCGUACAGUCAGCAUGACGUGGUGUGACACAAGCGAGUGCUAUGCGAGCGAGUUAUUCCGCUGUGCACCAGUGUGAACAAGUGCUCGUCUCCGCUGCAUCGUAUAAUAAAAAUAAGUACAAAUUGUGUUGCAUUUCACACAGUACUUUAAGACCAAACACCGUUUUUGUCUGACCUGUCUAUUAUAUUGAACGUAUUAGCGCCAGCUAAGCCCUCUAGUGAUAAAAGGUUGAUGAAAAAUAAUUGACCAUAUCAAUUAUACUGACGGGAAACUAUGGUUCUGUCUUAAAGUAGGUACCUACACUAGUACCGGGACUGUUCGCACUGUUAAACUUCUAAUUAAGGUAUUGUAUAGUAAAGUUUAUUAAUAAGUAAUGUUAAAAACCGUAAAGAUAAUUAAAUACGUACAUAAUGAAUGUACCUACUUAACACAAAGUUAAAUGGUUUAGACCGACUAUAUGUAUUUCUGUAAUACGACGAUACAAGUGUGGAUGUGCAAAGCUAGUCAUUAAAAGUUACCCAAUAUGUUAUAAAUUCGUUGUACAUAAUCAAAAAUGUCAAUGAAAUGUUCUAUAACAAAUGUUAUUAAAGAUCACUUUCACCCCCCAACGAAUAAAUAACUACCUAUAGAUAGGAUUAAGUUAUUUAAGUAAAUGUGUGUAUAAAUAGAAAUAUUUUAGAGUAAUUUAUAGAUGAUACCUAGGUACCUACGUUGUAUUAAUAAUUAUAAAAAGUACAUUAACGUUCAUGUACUUUACUCCACCACGUAUUACAUUAUUAGCAUUCUUAAUUAUAAUCGCUUGUGCUGACAAGUGAUUUUAAUUAUAUUAUAGUAAUCUAAAAUCAUCAAUGCUUAUCACAUUUACAAUAACUCUGGCAACUGGGUCCUUGCCCACAAACUUCAUUUACUUGGGACGUAACACUUGUCAAAUCAAAUCAAAUCAUUUAUUUUUAUUUAAUUUAGGCCUUUUAAUUUCCCCUAUUGUAAUCGUCUAUGUAUUCUUUCGUACGUUCGCUAUUCGAGUACCUACUCUUUGUAUAUACCUACGUCCUUCGUAAUUAGGGCUGCCAUUUCGAAUUUCGCCAAACCCGGACAAAUCUUUAAAAAAACCCGGACAUUUGGCGUAAAUAGCAUUUUUUCCCCGGACGAGUCCGAUUUUUUUGUUUAACAAAACAAGACCUAAUUUUUAAUAUUACCAUAUUACUUAAAUUCAAUGAGGUCCUUCCUUACAUGAAAAGUCAGGGCCUCUCUAGCUCAUGUAGUACCUAGUAUUGAAAGAUUAUGACUUAAUGUAUUUCGAAGGUCAUAAAGCUCAUAUGGAAACUAGGAGUUACCUUCUUGAUAGGUUAGACAAAAAAAUGUUGAAAAAUACAAACAACUGUAAAGUGAAGUCGCCGCGAGCGCAGCGAGCGCGAAAAUUUUUGAGUUUUGGGUCACUAAAGCACCUAAACUUGUAUAAUAAAAAAAUCCGCAAAGUGAAGAAGCCGCAAGCGAAGCGAGCGCAAAAUUUUUUGAAUAUUGGGAUAUUAAAGUAGCUAAACGUAAAAAAAAAGUGUUAAGAAAAGAAGCCGCGAGCGAAGCGAGCGCAAAAAUUUUGGAGUUUUGGGACACUUCGACUUCUGCAUUAUUAGGCGCCCGGGUAAUUCGCAUACCCAGGCACCAUAGGUUAAGAUGGCCCUAUGAAAAAUGUCCGGGUUUUCCCCGGACACUUCUUGAAACCCCGCCCGGACGGCCCCCGGACGGCCUCCAAACGAGGACAAAUCCGGGGAAACCCGGACGGAUGGCAGCCCUAUUCGUAAUCCCUCACACAUGCAUAUUGGAUGGAUGUGCCCCAAGCCACCUAACUAGGUACCUAUAUAAAAUGAAAUGAAAUCGUUUAUUUUGCUAGUUGGACACUACAUCACUUUUACACUUCAUUUUAAGAACGCUGGGGUCGGCAUUUCCUAACUGACUGAUCCCUGAGAAGAAACGCCGAAACAAACUCAAGGGUUAUAUUCUUUUUAUAGUAUGGCUAUAAGUUUAUACGCCUACGUUAUUUAUUACACAGGAUAGGCUGCUUAAAAGGAGGCAUCUAGACCAUCAGUGCAAUCUUUAGGCCUACCAUUUUAUAUCACAGUCCUGUGUAUUGUAUCGUCUCGUGACGGUGCUAAUGGACAACGUCAAAGAGUGGGUAUAAUUGUGCGUGCAGAUAACUUUCUUGUACCUUUACAACGUUUUAUUUAAGUAAGUACCUACAUACCUUAAAGUACCUACUGACCGGCUACAUUUGUAAUACUCAUUGUAAGAUACUGUUCAAGUGUGAAAUAAUUUGUAUUAUUCUCAUAACGAUGUAGCUACUGUUGGAUUAUGGUUACGAUCGCUUAUUGAGUGACUUGUGUAUACCUUUCUAUUAUAAAAUGACAAAGAUGCACAUAGCUUUAAUAGUUAUAAUUUUACUAAGAUAAUCCGUCUGAAUAAUAUUACCUAUUAAUAAAAAAUAUCUAUGAUGCAUUA